This is a messenger RNA of Falco peregrinus (peregrine falcon), 3931 nucleotides long. RefSeq lists its product as uncharacterized. The coding region runs from base 47 to 2677 and encodes 876 amino acids. NCBI's taxonomy places the organism in Eukaryota, Metazoa, Chordata, Aves, Falconiformes, Falconidae. Gene Ontology annotation, biological process: regulation of translational fidelity. The record is from RefSeq and is a predicted model, not a curated record. The transcript is spliced from 9 exons. Gene Ontology annotation, molecular function: double-stranded RNA binding; nucleotidyltransferase activity; tRNA binding. Gene Ontology annotation, cellular component: cytoplasm.
AGAGGCAGCACUUCAGCCCGCAUCUGGGUCUUCAGCAGGCUCUGCGAUGGCAGACAGAAAGGCUGAGUCACUGCAUUCCUCCAUAGGGCUCCUGGGCAUUUCCGCAGGAUCACUCUUACUGGCAGUGAAUUUCUACAGUUCACCCAGAGCAGCCCCUCUGAUCCCCAGCACAGCUCUUGGGGUCCUUCUGUUGGUUUUAUCGUCUCUUUUGGCAUAUGCAGGAAUUCGGAGAAGCCUAAGAAAUGCCUCCCUGUUCCUGUCUCUCUGCCUGACCAUCUCAGUGUUCUGGUGCGGCUAUGGAGUGGUCUUCAUCCUGGGAGGGCAAGGACUUUUGAACGACACUGGUGAUUUCCGCAAUGCCUUGGUGCCUGGCCUGGUCACAUUUACUUUGGCACUACUCAUUAUUGCAGUGGUGGGCUUCCUUUGCAGAGAGGUCAUCCUAGCUCUGAUUGCUUCUGCUGUCUCACUCGCCAGUGCUCAUGAAGUUGCCAUGCAUUAUAGCACAGCUUUUGGUUCCUCUGCUGUGGCUUGCAACUAUAUGAUCGUCUGCUUGGUUGGUGGUUAUUUUGCUCUGGGAAGGAUUCUCUAUUUCCUAACCAAAGAGAAAAUUGCCCUCCCUGGCACAGAUCUGGCCAAGAAAAAGACCCAUGAACAGAUCCAAUCCACCAGUGGUGGCAUUAAUUGUUUUGCAGUCACCGGUCUGAUCCUGAACAUGCUGUCUGCCAGUGUCUUUGGCUGUAGGCUCCUGGGCAUCACUGGCAAACUAUUUAUCGGUCAAGUGCCCUGGCUGUGGGCAGCUGGGAUCUACCAGAUUGGCAUCUGCAUUUUAUCAUACCGUGCAAUGGACGUACUAAUGGCUACAUUCUUUGGUUUUACUUCCAUCCUGAAAUUUGCUGGAGGCUAUUGCCUUCUGUACCCAGUCUGGCAACCAGAGGAGCCAUCCUUCCCUACUCCAUUCCUGGUGGUUUUCUCAAUCCUUUUUGCUGUCUUGGCCCUUUUCCUCACUCUUAAGAGCCCAGCCGAUGGCCUGUAUUUGCUCUUUUAUGUGGCCUACUGCAUUGCAUUAGCUUGCUCUCCCAAGGGAUUUUUUGAAGGUGGACCCCAAGGCGUGGAUGUGGCCAUAUUUGUGUCCUCAGCCUUGAUGACUCUAAUUCACCUGUACAAUGUGAAAGCAAGUGCCAAAAUCCCAACAGGGAAGGGUGCUGUGAAGGCCCUACUUGAUCACAGCAGUCUUCUGAAGCUUCGUGAAGGGGCAGACCUUCAUGCUCCCUACCUUGGGUAUUCCAGGUAUGCAGAUGCAGAAGUGCUUGGCUAUGCAUGCAGUGUCCUCGCUUCUUUUACUAUAACAAUGACAGGGGACCCACAGGCUCCACUUGCUACUGUUGUAAUUCCGUGGGUAGUGGUAGCUGGUGGGAUCCUUAAGCUUCUAGGUGGCUCAGUGGCCUUUGCCCGGGGUAAAACCCUGGAGAGCAGUGCCUUCAUUCUCUAUGCUGUCAUGUGGAUCAUAUGGGGCCUGACAAGAUAUGGUGGCCUCUAUGGCACCACCAGAAGCUUCCAUGCAGCAGUAGGCAUCAUUGCUUUCAUGCUUUUCAAUGUCUUCAUUGUCUUCUGCACGAUCUUCUUAAACAUCGCCUGGUUCUUUUACUCCAUCACUUUCUUGCUCAUCGCUGUCAGCUUUUUGCUGGAUUCCAUCCACGCUCUUCCCGCUGGCUAUGACAUUGCUGCCACUCUCAUCUUUGGUCUGGUCAGCUUUUACUGCUUCCUGUCUGCCCUUUGCAACAGCACCUUUGAGGGCUCCUGCUUACCAAUGGGUAGGCCCAUUGUGCAGCUUGGUGGUGUGGGGGGAGGAAUGACCAAGUGCCUUCACCUGCCUGCCAGGAAAGCUUCCUCAGUCAAGAGAAUUGCAGAUAUCCUGAAGAACGGAGGGACUUGUGGCAUCCCCACAGAUACUGUGUAUGUGCUUGUGGCAGCCUGUAAUCGGCCUGAUGCUGUGGAGAAGGCUCACCGAUCUAAGCGCCAGGCUCAGGAUCGCCCCAUGUCACUCUGGAUUUCUAGCUUAAAGCAACUGGAACCUGCAAAGCAUUUGUUCACUCCCCUCCUCUGGGACUUCAUGGAGGCUGCAUGGCCAUCUCCUAUUAGCUUGGUGGUUCCCAGAGGUGAAUGGGUGGACUUCCUGGGAAUGAAAGACUCUGCUAAAUACGUUGGUACCCCUCAGAGCAUUGCCAUCCGCAUCCCCGACUGCUCUGUCACCACACACCUCAUCGACCUGGUUGGCCCCAUUGCAGUCACGUCAGCUAACCCAACGGGAGAGGCAGACACAACACACCACAACCAAGUGUAUGCUAAGCUGGGAGAUAAGGUGGAUGCAGUCCUUUGUGAUGGGCCUUCUCCAGAGAACAUUGCCUCCACUGUUGUGGACUGCACCAAAAUUGACAGUGGAAACAUAGGAUUCUUCAGAGUUGGUAUCAUCCCCAAGUCUCAGGUGCUGCAGAUACUAGAGCAGGUGCAGAAGAAACACGCAUUGGUUCCUAGCGGUGGCACUUGCACCACAAAAGGCCAGAAAGAACAGCUGGAUCACAGCCGUGCUGUGCACAACGGGGUGGGCAAGGCCACCUCGGAAGAGACGGUGCCAGUGCAGUGCCCUGGUGAUGGCUGUGAGAACCACACUCGCCUCUGACUCCUGCGCAAGCCAAGCAGUUAUCUGCUCGCGAGGAAAUUGUUUGCUGGAAAAUGACAUAUAGGUCAAAUUGGGGAAUGGGAGAGGUUUCCCAGCUGCAGGGGUGACUUAUUCAUCUUUCUAUGGGUACUGCUAAAAUAUCCCAGUGCAAAGCUGAUGUACAAACCAGGGUCAUCCAGAAGUAAAUUUUUCAUUUAUGGAGACUGCCAGCUUUCACUGAAGAUCAGACGUAAAUCUGAUCUUCAGUGAUCACAGGAGCAUCACUGGAUCACACACAUCACAGGAGGCGUGAUACGGGUGACAGGCUGUCCCCAGAGUAACAGAGCUUUAUUCCUACCACUGGGAGGUAAUGCCUUUGGUUUGGGGCACAGGGUAAGGCGAAGUGUUUUGUGAUUGUGCUUUGGGGAAAACACUGCAUGGAACUCGAAGUGGGAGAGGGAAGAAGAUGUAUUCAGGUACUGUGCUGGUGAGUGCAGUGGACUUUCUAGAAUAGGUGAGGCGAGGCACGGCCUUGGGAGCUGGGGCUAUCUCCUGAUACGUCCUCUCAAAGUAGAGGUCACAGAAGCCAAUGCUAAAAAGAAAUGCCGUUAUCUGAGGUGCCAUUUUCUUUAUUUCAUAGUCAGUGUGAGAGUGGAAUUACUACUUUGAUGAGUCCAAUAAUAUUUCCUUAGAAGUGCUGGAGCAUUAUGAAGGACCCUCCCUUCCCAUGUUGUCUUAUGCAGAGUAGGAAUUUCAGGAGAAUUAUCUGCACUGCAUCUAAGGAUGCUGGAAGUCUCCUGCCUCGCAGCAUAACUGUACACAUCUCAUGGUAUGUUUCCUCCAGAGUGCAGAGUUAGUGCAGCGUGGUAGCUGCUGACCGGGAGGAGGUGAAAUGAAGUCUCAAACCAAUACGAGAAGUUUUCCUUGGCAAGGACUGCGUGGCUGUGCAGUUGGUGGCAUGUUUAGCCUCUGAAAACUGUUGAUCUUAUUCUUACCUGACUCAGGUGCAAGGUGCUAAUCAAACUCCAGCUGAAACCAAUGAAUUGAUUCAUUGAUUUCACCUGAAGUUCUGCUGGAACUUAAGCAUAAAUUCUAUGCAGAGGAGCUCAACCUCUACGAACUACAGCAAAACCAGGUAUUCUCAGUUUGUUUUUGCAGAACCAUCUCUCCUCCUGCAGAGAAAGAAAAUGUCAGAUAGUUGAGUUUGUUGAAUAGUUUUGCUGGUCUACUUACUGUAUCUCUUUGGAGUUAAUUAAAACUGAUUUUUAGAAAGCA